CUCCUGUCAGAAAAGCGCGCGUAAACGAUUUUUUUUUCAAUCUUGAUAUCAAAGACAAUUGUGGAACUUUCUAAGUAUAGUCUAUGGUUUUGUUUAUGUUUGGAUACGUGUAAUUAAUUCCGUUCUCGUUAUUUUUAUAUAACAAUUAUUCUAAUACCGGCGUUAAUGUGUGGUUUUUAGUUAGUACGUACUCGGGUUUAAGAACGGUAGUGUUGUGCGAAUUCGUUUGUGUUGUGUUUAGUUUUAUUAAGAGAAAUGGAACGUUACGUAGUAAAUAGACAUUCGAAGAAGCGUAAAAGUAACGAUGGACUUUUAUUGAAAUGGAGGAAGAAAUAUAACAACCUGCGGAAAAGAUCCUGGGUUACCAAUGGAUACGAUUUAAACAAUGCGGGUUAUGUGAUCAACAGACGUUACACGAAGAGCAAAAUGUCACCAGUAUGUCACAGCUUCGUGCAAAAUGCGUGGAAGAAGGAUUUCUGCUCGAACUGCUUCAAAUCUCGAGAAGAACACGUCAAGCAGGAAAAGACGACGGAAGGUAGCAAAUACACCGCGACCCCGUUCCAAAACAGAAGUACAUUCUUCAAGAAAACACCACCGAGUAUUCUAAAGAUUACUCCAAAGAAGAAGAACAAGCGUAAUGUUAGAUUCCCAGAAGAAGUGUGCAGUGUUAUAGGUUUCGGAGGCGAUGAUUGGUCGGACGAAGAAGAAUUCGAAAUGUCAGAAGAAAAUGACGACGAAGACGUAUUCCCAGAUACAGAAGAAGAAAGAGAAUUGUACAAGAUUACAAAAACCAAUACAGAUUUCAACACAGUUAAAGCGAAUCUACUGGGAGAUUCAGUUGCCAAGUCUUACACAUCGUUGUUGCUUGGCAAAAUGCAAACAGAUUCUGAUGGCAAGAAGAAAACAUUAAUGGUGUCCGUGACACCUUUCGGCCAAGAAAAUAAGGGACCCAAUAUUAAAACGCAUACUCGCAAACCCGCCGUCAUUCAUAUAAAUGAAACACAAACCGAAGAAGCGGCAAACAAUUACAAAACUAAUAUUAUUCUGACGUCUUACAUUAAAGAAUCGGAAACAAUAAUUGCUUCAGAAAGCGUUCGAUCUACUGAAGGCAUUUGUACAGAGAAAUCUUUGUUGGAAGAAAUAUCAGAGACAUUGCAACAAAACAGAAUGAGCACCACGGAGCUCAGCUUAAACCAUAAAGACAACAAUAAACCUACUGUUAUCGAAGAAAAAAGAAAAGAAAGUAUGCAAGACGAAGUUGAGAAGAAAGAAAUGACUGAGUCGCGUAAAAAUGGCAUUGUAAGAAAAUCUCCCUUAAUAAAAACCCAAGAAAGACCUAAAGUGAACCUAAGCAGAUCAGAAUUUAAGUUUUGUAAAAUUAAUAUCGAAAGCAGUAGCGUAGAUUCCGCUGUAGGUACUUUGAAUUCCACCGCUAACAAUUCGCUGACAUCAGACGAUGACAGUUUUAGCGCACGAACCGAUUCUGAUAACGACGAUAGCGGACACUUCUCUGAAACACACAAGUGUGAGGAAACCGUUAAGAUAAAGGUGUUUAAUGAAUCAGAGAAAACAAUGAAAAUGUCUCCUAUUGGGCAUCUAAGGAAAGCCGAUGGAAAAGCUGGUAGUGGCUACAGUACGUUCCAGACUCCGAUUAUCGAUAUGCCUCCGAUUAUACCUAAGCAACCUGAUACUGUAUUCUCUGCUGAAGCCAGUAGAGAAUUAGCUGGCGAGCCUGAUGGAAGAGCGGAUCCCGAUGAACCAAGUGAAGCACCGGCUCUGCCCAGCAGUCCCAUACCUACUAUGGACCCGCGACCAUCCUUCCUGCAUGGAAUGAUUACCGAUAUUAUGCCAUCUAAGCCAACUGUACCAGAAAAACCGAAAGUCCCAACCAAACCAGUUAUUAAGCAAACAACUAAGAAGUCUGUGACAUCAUCCCAUCAAAUUAUGCAAAUGCAUUCCACAAAAAAAGACGAAGUGAAUAAACAUGUAAACGAAGAAAAGCACAAUGGUUCAGAAAUUCAUGAACAAAAAACAGAAUCCAUAUAUUAUGCUAAACCCGUGUUAACGAAACAAGAUAGCGACGUAUCGCUGAACAGCCUGAGCAAACGCAAGGCACCGACACCACCGUUAUCUCCGACAGAGGAAUUUCCAAAUAAUUUGUACCAAAGAAAUCCAAGUGGAUAUAUGAAAUCAGAUUCUCCGGUCGUUAGGGAAAUGGAAAAAAGGGAAAGAGCCGUAAUGUCGACGCCAAAAACAAGAACAGUCGAAGACAUAGACAAGAAAGACUUGCAACCAGAACCGGCUCCUAGACGGAGUAUAUCCCUCUCACAUGACAAUUUGCUUCUAGAUGAAAAGCGUAAAGGGAAGUAUAAGUUUUCAAUCAAAAAGCUGUUACGUAUUGGUUCGUCAAAAGAUUUAGAUAAGAAGGAAAUAAGUGUAGCGACUGUUACGAAAGUGUCGCCGCACAAGACUGAGGAAAUAUACGACCUGGCGCCGAAGCCGAAGCCACGACUCGUCAUCAUCCAUCCGCUGGACAUUAACGGAUCAAAUGUCGAAGUUGUGAAAUCGAAUUGCGAAAUUUCGGAAAGCUUACGUCGCAUGAGUCACGACGACGUGUCGAUUUACAGCGGGUCUAGCUCCGCGACUGAUGUGGAGCCGCCGAAGAUCGUGAACAAGCCCCCGCCGCCGCCAAGGCUGUCGAGCGAGGAUGCGAGCGCUACGCCUGUGCCCACGCCAGCGCGUCCUCCCCCGCCCAAGUCAGCUGCCUUGCAGAAGAAACAGAAACAACAAACCUGGACGCCUGCUAUAAACAAGCCCGAUAGCAUCUAUGCUAAUUUAGGCGAGAUAAGGUCAGCUCUGGCACCGAGAAAACCCGAACGGACAGCGAGUAUGCGCGAACGGGAAUCUCACCUCGAGCUCCUGAAGCGCAGGACGCCUUUAGACGACGACAAAGACGAAUCAGACGAACCUCAAGAGCUAGUCCAAGCUACGAACGAUACAGUUAUUAACAACUACGAUGAUGUCUACAACUCUGGCAAAUACGAUGAAGAGACUUGUGAUUCGGCUAAAAAUAGCGACAGUGACUACGAAUACGUACACCAUGCUCGUUCGAGUUCACCAGAAUGCGACGCCGCGAUCAAACCGAGAGAAGUAAAAAUCGACAUCAGAUCCGAUACCAAAAACGAAGACAGUAACACCGAAUAUCCUAAAUAUAACAACAGUUUCAACAGAUCGUCUAUCCCUUACUGCGGCAGCGAGACAGAAUCAGAAAUAUACUCACCUUACAGCUUCUAUAGUUCGAAUGACAAUAUGGACGGAUCCACGAACGAUGAUUACCAGAAUGAGAUGACGCCAAAAACCACGACUAAUAAACUGCGAGUCAGAAAAGGCAGGAGCAUUGUACAUAAGAAUCUUGAAGAUAACUACGGAGCUGUUGUUAUUGCUAACCAUGAAGCAUUAGCACAGGUUUUAGAACAGGUACAACAAAGUGCAACCAUGCAAUCGUCUCUCCGAGGACUAAAAGCUUGCACGAAUUUACGCUGGAGCGACUUCACUAUCCAGUCACAGAGUAAAGGUCUGACAGCUGGCAAGCGCGUGUUCCACUCCGCGGUGUGGAAUUCCAACCAGGGCCCAGUACAAGUCACAUUAAUGCUGUACAAGGAGCAGCUGGCUUCGCAAUUGGUGUGCCAGCAAUCGCUACAACCGACCCUCAGCUUGAAUGCUGUAACAGAGUUCUGUGAUCUGGUGCCGAUGCAGCAGUUCGGAGAAGAAGGAGAGGAUCUGGUGCAAGCAACGAUCGUAGUGUUAGGUCACGCGCAGGUAGACACGCUGCAGUCAUACGGGGAGUCGCUGCACAGCGGCGAGGGUCACAGCAAAGACCACCAACUAGUCUCCACCGAGCAGACGCACGAGGCUAUCUUCAUGCUGCUGCAGCUCAUCAACGGCCUCAAGUGUCUGCAGGCGCGCGGCGUCGAGGAGAUAUCAGAAGCCCUCACCUCCUUUAUAUCCCUCAAAGAGGUCCAACCCCUCACCUCCCAUAGCAGUACCUUGAAUCUGCCUUCGCCUGACGAUAGACUCAACUCCUUGUGGGCGCCGAAGACUAACUCUUAUGGACGACUUUGCGUCUUACAGGGUUUGAGUGACGAGAUAAACAGCAGUAAAUCGAACGAAGAUGAACACCACAGUUCCCUCUGCAAAUGUGCGAUACGAGCUGUCGACAUCCUACUUCCUGGGGAGAAAUUAACACCAGUCCUGAAGGAAGUGUUACAGGAAGAACGAGCUGUGUCUUUAAACCAGGCUAAAUCUGUCCUGGAAUUCAUGUUAUGGGGACCUUUAGAUGUUGUCCAAGGUGUUCCAGUAGAAGAAAGGGAACUUUCUCUACAGAGAUGGUUGGAUUUAGAGCGAGCGACUGUUUUACACGGUUUAGUGAGAACAAGAGUUCAAUUGAACGUCUUUGAGCAAUUGCAUUUGAUGUUCUUGGUCCGGUCCACGGCCAAAGCAAUGUGCGACGCAUCUGUAUUGCUAGAGAAGGCAAAUGUAUACUAGUGUAUAAUUUGUGUAAUAUAAGUUACUAAUUGGAUGCCGUGAUGAAUUUUAUUUGGUCCCUCGAGCCGGAUUCUAAAAUCUUUAAUCAUUCAAGUCUGUUAUUUUGUAUAUCAUAAUUUUAUUUGACGCAUGUGGAAUUGCAAAUUGUAGAUAGACGCACAAAUACGUAUAAGGCAUCCAUGUUUAGAUUUUACAAUAUUCUAGGCACCUUAAGACAUUUAAUUUUAUUUCUAUUAAGAAUUUUAACGCUGAAUUAAUAUUAAAUCGAAAGGUUUAAUUGAUAAAUACAUUGUAACAAAAAUACUUUGUUCGUAAUAACUUAAUACUCAUAUAUUCCGGUGCCUUACCUUGUAUUAUACACAAGCUUAUUGUAAAUUUAAAUUGUAAUUUAUUAUAUUAUAAAUAUUAUUUUAGUUCUCGAUUGGACUUCAGUGCAAAAUGUUUAAUCUUCAUUUAUAUAAAUAAGUAUUCAUCGAAUAUAAAAGUUUAUUAUA
Papilio polytes (common Mormon) is the source of this 5039-nucleotide messenger RNA. RefSeq lists its product as uncharacterized. NCBI's taxonomy places the organism in Eukaryota, Metazoa, Arthropoda, Insecta, Lepidoptera, Papilionidae. The coding region runs from base 256 to 4545 and encodes 1429 amino acids. The record is from RefSeq and is a predicted model, not a curated record. The transcript is spliced from 6 exons.